This is a messenger RNA of Neltuma alba, 1083 nucleotides long. Its product is annotated as ribosomal RNA large subunit methyltransferase E. The record is from RefSeq and is a predicted model, not a curated record. NCBI's taxonomy places the organism in Eukaryota, Viridiplantae, Streptophyta, Magnoliopsida, Fabales, Fabaceae. The transcript is spliced from 6 exons. Bases 49 to 750 code for a protein of 233 amino acids. Gene Ontology annotation, biological process: RNA methylation. Gene Ontology annotation, molecular function: rRNA (uridine-2'-O-ribose)-methyltransferase activity.
CUUAAACCCUGAGAAGAUCGCGAGUAGAAAAAGGGAAGUCUGGGAGACAUGCGCGGAGCCGGAGCUCCCGAUUUUUUCUAUCGGGAAGCUCAAAGACUAGGAUAUGUCGCUCGAUCUGCCUUCAAGUUGCUUCAAAUACAGAAGCACUAUAAGCUGAUAAAACCCGGUUCAUCGGUUUUGGACCUCGGCUGUGCUCCCGGCGCUUGGCUACAGGUGGCUUGCCAGAGCUUGGGUCCUCUUAAAAACGGAGGCUCGGUUGUGGGCAUUGACCUCAAGAAGGUCAAGGUUCCUCCUCUCCAUUGUGAUUCAAGGGUUAAAACUAUCUGUGCUGAUGUCAUGAGCCUCCCAAAGUACCGAGUUAGAGCCCUGUCUCCACAGCAAAAAGGAUUUGCUGUAAUACUUUCAGACAUGUGUCCACUAGUUUCUGGGAUCACAACUAAAGAUGCUGCUCUGUCUGCUGAGCUAGGCAUGCGAGCAUUGGGCUUGGCUGUUGGCAGAGCUGCACCUGUUCAUUCUGAUUACGUUACUCCGGAGGAGCAAAGUGACAGUUCAUCCAUUUCAGAUGAUAAUGGUGUGUUGCAGAUUGAAGGGCAUCUUGUCAUAAAGCUUUUGGAGAGUGAAGAUGUAAAGGAUAUUAGCCAGAUUUCAAAACCACUUUUUAGAAAGUCAUCAUGGUUGAGGCCUAAAGCUACAAGACCUUCAUCAAGAGAGAUUUAUUUGAUAUGUCAAGGUUUAAAACCCAAAGCUUAACUAUAGAUGAACAUCAUGAGCGGAAUAUGCAAUCCCAACAACUUUGAAGUGGGAGCCCCUCAACUUAAAAUUCGUUGUGCAGUGCAAUGGGCAUCUGUAAGUAAUGCUUGCACUAGUCCGAUUUUGAUGUUACAGUGCCGGCAUGUUACUUAGUAUCUUACACUUGGGGCAUUAGAAAUUUAGAACUGUCAUAAGGAGGAAGACUAGUAUUAGAAUUUCUUUUUUGGUUGGGUCAACGUAAGUAUUGGAAUUGGAAUUACUAUAAUUGCUUGGGUGGUUAAUAGCUUAGACUAAGGCUUCGCAAAUCAUAUCUUGCAAUAUCUGUGUUCAGUA